Thalassophryne amazonica is the source of this 2154-nucleotide messenger RNA. RefSeq names its product VPS33B late endosome and lysosome associated (gene vps33b). Gene Ontology annotation, biological process: vesicle-mediated transport; intracellular protein transport. Bases 133 to 1980 code for a protein of 615 amino acids. The record is from RefSeq and is a predicted model, not a curated record. Gene Ontology annotation, cellular component: CORVET complex; lysosome. Lineage: Eukaryota; Metazoa; Chordata; Actinopteri; Batrachoidiformes; Batrachoididae. The transcript is spliced from 24 exons.
CUGAAUUCAUUGUGUAGUUUUACAGCGUCAAAUGUUCCUGACUGGCAAUCUGUAGCGGUCCGUUCCUAUUGGCGCACGGAGAGAAACAGGGGCUGCUGAUGUCAGUUCCGCUGAUUUAGUAACGGAAGCAGUAUGGCAGACAGGAGAGAUUCCCCGGAACUCCCUGACUUCUCUAUGCUUAAAACGCUGGCCAGAUAUCAGCUGAUCGACCUGCUGGAACAGCUGCCGGGAAAGAAGGACUUCUUCAUUGAAUCAGACUUGAUGAGUCCACUGGAUCGCAUUGCUAAUGUGUCAACGCUAAAGAAACAUGAUGUUGACAAACUGUACAAAGUGGACUAUAAUAAGCGUAUUUUCAGCACCUCAGAUCAGCUCUGCUUCCUGAUACGACCCCAAAUACAAACUGUGAAGUGGAUUUGCGAUGUGGUCAAUGCAGACAAAGCAGCUGGAAAAUUCAGAAGAUACAAAAUCAUAUUUACCCCUCAGAAGUUCUUUGCAUGUGAAACAGUGCUGGAGGAACAGGGGAUCUUUGGUGAUGUUACCACAGAUGACUGGCCUUUCUACCUUCUUCCACUGGAUGAUGACAUCAUCAGUCUGGAGCUCCCAGAGUUUUUUCGACAUAAUUUCUUGGAAGGGGACCAGCGCUGGGUGAGGACAGCUGGUAGUGCUCUGCACCUCCUUCACUCCCUGUACGGCCCCUUCUCCAAGGUUUAUGGAAUUGGACGGUGUGCCAGGAUGACGUAUGAGUCUUUGAGGAAACAGAUUGAAGAGGGGGAACAGAAAGCUCGUAAGGCUGAAAUAGGAAAUGUUUUUCUUAUUGACAGAGAUGUGGACUUUGUUACUCCUCUGUGCUCACAAGUUGUGUAUGAAGGCCUUGUGGAUGAUAUAUUUCGAAUCAAAUGUGGUUGUGUGGAGUUUGGUCCUGAUGUUACCUCCUCUGACAAAAGUGUAAAGGUUAUGCUGAACUCUCAGGAUAAGGUGUUCAGCGAAAUCAGAAAUGAGCAUUUCUCCAAUGUCUUUGGAUUUCUCAGUCAAAAAGCCAAGAACCUCCAAACUGCAUAUGAUAAGCGCUGCGGGAUGGACAUACAACAGAUGAAGACAUUUGUGUCGCAGGAACUAAAGGGCUUAAAACAGGAGCACCGCCUCCUCAGCUUACAUAUCGGUGCAAGUGAGUCAAUAAUGAAGAAGAAAACAAAACAGGAUUUCCAAGACCUGUUGAAAAUUGAGCACUGUUUACUGGAAGGAUUUGAAAUCCGUGAAUGCAUUACCUUUAUAGAGGAGCACAUCAACAGACAGGUCUCCAUGAUAGAAAGUCUGAGACUACUUUGUCUUCUGUCUCUCACAGAAAAUGGCCUCCUCCCUAAAGAUUACAGGUCAUUAAAAGCACAGUAUCUUCAGAGUUAUGGAGUGGACCAUCUCCUCACGUUUGCCAACCUGAAGCAGCUGGGACUUUUGUUGGAGCAGCAGCCAGGAGAAACGCUAACUGUUAUGGAAACCAAAGUGGGCAAACUGGUCAACGAUAAAACUGCAGGAAAGCUGACUGAUGCAUUCUCUUCUUUGGCAAAGAAAAGCAAUUUCAGAGCCUUAAGCAGAAAGCUUAACUUGGUGCCAAAGUCAGAUGAAGAAUAUGACCUGCACGUCCCUCAAGAUAUGGCGUACAUCUUCAGCGGGGCUUAUAUUCCACUGAGCUGCAAACUCAUUGAGCAGGUGUUGGAGCGAGAUGGUUGGACAGGGCUUGAGGAAGUCACCAGGCUGCUGAAUGGAAAUGAAUUUGCAAUUACAGUCAACAGUGAUGCUUAUUCAAGAACUGAGAAUGAAGCUCGACGCAUUAUACUGGUUGUGUUCCUUGGUGGCUGCACCUUCUCAGAAAUUUCAGCUUUACGUUUCCUCGGCAAACAGAGAGGUUAUAAAUUCAUUGUUGUAACAACUGCAAUUACAAACAGUUCAAGACUGAUUGAAGCAUUGCUGGACAACAUUGUUUGAAUUUGAAGAAAGAGCAUGUUAACAUGUCAUGAUGGAUUACAAUCUCAGAGUCAGUAAUCAUGCAUUCUCUUCACCACUGACAUGACCAAAAGGAAAAUAUUCAGUCACACACUGUCUUACAGCGAAAAACCUGUAAAAAUGUAUAAAAUGAAUAAAAACCUUUUUUUAACAGUU